GUCUUAAGUUUUGGCGGUGAUCAGAGCAGUGUAAAGGGGAGGGGAGCCAGCUGGGCGCGCGCGCGUGUGUGCGCGUGUGACAUAAACGCCGGGGUGUCCUGAGGGGACGGUUCAAACCCAAAAAGGACCUGAGCAGAGGGGGACAUCAGCAUCACCGACACCAACAUCCCACUUAUUUGAUGUCCUCUCAGCAGUAUGACUCCUGUUGAAUAAAGAACGGCGAAAGAAAGCAGAAGUCAGCCCUCUGGAGAGCGAUGAACCGGGAGAAGGUGCAGGCUGGCGACUCCAUCGUGCCUCCCGCGGCCGGCGUGAUCGUGGUCGCUCCGCAGGACGGCAUGGACGACAAGCACCUCGGAGAACUGCCGGUGUUUAACUGCGCCGGAGGGAGAGACGCGCUACCGGCGGAGAGUCGAGAGUCCUCACCGAGGCACGAGCCCGCGCCCGCGGGCGCGCCGCCUACCGUCCACCGGACCACCUCCUUCUCUGUUCUGGACAUUUUGGACCCCAAUAAAUUUACUAGUAAGAGGCAAGCGCCUAACAGGACAGGUUGUGAGUUCAUGUUUGGAGCGGAAAACAGAAGCGAUGACUCGAAUCACACGAUCGAGCACAAGUCUUACCAAGAGGACUACGAGUGUAAAAAAACAUCAGGGAUUUUAAAGGACGGGUUCGUGUUCCGGUCAGAUGAGUGUGAGGCUGAUUUCACCCGCGGGAAUCAGUCGGACGGAGAGCUGCAGGAGGAUCUGUGCAGCGAGGAGACCGGGAACAACGACGCCGAGUUCGGGCAGCACGAGGACGACGACUCCAUGAGUAAAAGUCCAGACCAGACUCAACAGUCCUCAACAAACGGACAGAACCACCCGGUGAAACCCAAACGGAAGCGCUCCGGCUCGGACUCAAAGUCUGGCAAGCCCAGAAGAGCGCGGACUGCGUUCACGUACGAGCAGCUGGUGGCUCUGGAGAACAAGUUCAAGUCGACGCGAUACCUGUCCGUGUGCGAGCGCCUCAACCUGGCGCUGUCCUUGAGCUUGACAGAGACGCAGGUGAAAAUAUGGUUUCAGAACCGCCGGACCAAGUGGAAGAAGCAGAACCCGGGCGCGGACACGAGCGCGCCGACCGGCGGGAGCGGAGGAGGGCCGAACGGAGCGAGCAACGGGCUGGGCAGCCUGAGUCCUCUGAGUCCGUCUCCUCCCAUGAGCGGACACCUGUCCAUGCACACCAGCUAUCCGGGUCACGCGCCCGGGGGACUCGUCUGCACCACGCAGUUGCCCUUUCUGCCGGGUCACGCGGUUCUGUCGCCCUUCAUGCUGGGCUCGCAGACUUACGGAGCGCCGACAUUUUACGCGCCGCACUUAUAAGAACAGAAUCACGGGAACAUUUCUGACUUGAAGCGCUAUAAAUGCGACAUGUAUUUCAACCUCGCUGCACUGUGGCAAACCCAGAAAGUUUACGAAUCGAAUUGCUUCAUUUUGAUAAAAUGUGAAUAUUUCUCUAGGUCAAACUGUAAAUAUUCAGUUAUUAUGAAAUGUGUUUAGACAUUAACUUUGAAUGCAAAUGUAGUAGGGAAUAAAAAACGAAGAAUGAGA
Molecule: messenger RNA, 1583 nt
Organism: Ctenopharyngodon idella (grass carp)
Lineage: Eukaryota; Metazoa; Chordata; Actinopteri; Cypriniformes; Xenocyprididae
Gene: nkx1-2b
Product: NK1 transcription factor related 2-like,b
Exons: 2
Coding region: 255-1355 (366 amino acids)
Biological process (GO): cell differentiation; regulation of transcription by RNA polymerase II
Cellular component (GO): nucleus
Molecular function (GO): RNA polymerase II cis-regulatory region sequence-specific DNA binding; DNA-binding transcription factor activity, RNA polymerase II-specific
Source: RefSeq, a predicted model, not a curated record